Molecule: messenger RNA, 1038 nt
Organism: Ziziphus jujuba (common jujube)
Lineage: Eukaryota; Viridiplantae; Streptophyta; Magnoliopsida; Rosales; Rhamnaceae
Product: transcription factor MYB1-like
Exons: 3
Coding region: 10-741 (243 amino acids)
Source: RefSeq, a predicted model, not a curated record
GUACACUAAAUGGAAGGAAAAGCCUCUUUGGAUAUGAGAAAAGGAGCAUGGACUCAAGAGGAAGAUGAUCGCCUAAAGCACUGCGUAAACAAAUAUGGAGAAGGAAACUGGAGCAAAGUACCUAUUAGAGCUGGUUUGAGUCGGUGCCGGAAAGGUUGUCGAAUGAGGUGGCUGAAUUAUUUGAAGCCAGGCGUCAAUAACGGAAAAUUUACAGAGGGUGAAGUUGAUCUUCUCCUUAGACUUCAUAAGCUUCUGGGCAACAGAUGGUCACUAAUAGCUGCUAGACUUCCGGGGCGAACAUCAAACAGUGUGAAGAACUAUUGGAAUACUCACCUUAGAAAAAAGGUAAUACUUGAGGAUCAUGAAAAACGUUUAAAAGAAAAUGAUCCCCAGAAGAUAUUAACAAAAUCCAAUAUAUUUAAGCCUCGGCCUCAGAGAUUUAAAAAAUAUUUGCCUAGAAUGAACAAUACCAAGUUUACAAAAAUUCAACCACAAAAUGACAAUCAAAGUGAGCCAUCUUCACUAGAAGACACAAGCUUAUGGGAAAGAUUGUUAGAUGACCAUGGAAACUUUGAUGAAGUAAUCACACAUUCCCUAUCUUGGUCCGAGGAGGAGCUUCUUCCAGACUUCUUUUCGAUUGAAGAACUUGAUCAAAAUCAACCGAACAUUGGGGAUAUUAUUAGUGACGAUCAUUGGAGAGACUACGUGGAUCUGAACCUUUGGUGUCCGUUUGAUAAAUAGAAAGGAAUUGGAUUUGAACCAGACCACUAUUCUAUAGGGCGGCGUUAUUGGCACGGUUCUAAAGGUUGUUGCCAUGGAUCUUGAAAAGCAGUGUUUUAAUUUCCAUUUUCGUCCUUUAACUCUCUUGCCAUUUACAGAAAGAGAUUGUGGUAAGGAGGAAGGAGAACAGAGGAGUAAAGCCGUCCGGUGUGGUAGUCGAAGUUGCCAAACUUCGGAAAUGCACUGUAGUCUAGAGACGUGGCAAUAGGGCCUCCUUAUUUAAAAUUUAGCUCAAUCAGUUUUAAUUUUAACUUUAGU